AAAAAAAAUGAUGAUACUGUCCAUGCAUGACAACAAGUAGUCGUGAUUGGACUUGCCAAAGUCUUCUGUGUAUGGCUGCUGUGUAAAACACACUCUUCGCAUAGGACAAUUGGGUCAAAGUCUUCUGUGUAUGGCUGCUGUGUAAAACACACUCUUCGCAUAGGACAAUUGGGCCUUCAUUUGCGGAGAAUUAACCAGAAACAUGCCACUUUCAAGUCCAUCAAUGGCUUCAUCAACAUCUACAACUAUCAUCAAUAAGAAAGAUGUGGGUCUCUCUGCUUUCUCUUCACAACCCUCGUUUGGUAUUCAGAAUUCCAGGAAAAGCGUUUCCCGGAAAAUUGUUUCUGUUAUGGCACCACAGCAAUCUGAGCGCAAGCCCUCCACCACUGGUUCAGUCAAGACUGCGAUGACGAUGACCGAGAAGAUAUUGGCUAGGGCUUCUGAGAAACAUCAGUUGAGCCCUGGUGAUAAUGUUUGGGUCAAUGUUGAUCUCUUGAUGACCCAUGAUAUUUCUGGCCCUGGCUCGUUUGGAAUUUUCGAGAGAGAGUUUGGUCACAACGCAAAGGUUUGGGACCGUGAAAAGAUUGUCGUUAUACCUGACCACUAUAUAUUCACAAAUGAUGAGAGAGCAAAUCGUAAUGUGGAUAUCUUAAGGGAGUUCUGCACUGAGCAAAAUAUUAAGUACUUCUAUGAUAUUAAGGAUAUUGGGAAUUUCAAGGCUAAUCCAGAUUAUAAAGGUGUAUGCCAUGUUGCUCUUGCCCAAGAAGGUCAUUGCAGGCCUGGAGAGGUCCUUCUAGGUACAGACUCCCACACAUGUACUGCAGGAGCAUUUGGUCAGUUUGCCACUGGGAUUGGAAAUACAGAUGCAGGCUUUGUUUUGGGGACUGGAAAGCUUUUGCUUAAGGUGCCUCCAACUCUGAGAUUUGUACUGGAUGGUGAAAUGCCUUAUUAUUUGCUCGCUAAGGAUUUGAUUUUGCAAAUUAUUGGUGAAAUAUCUGUGUCUGGUGCAACAUAUAAAUCAAUGGAGUUUGUUGGAACUACUGUUGAAAAUUUAACAAUGGAGGAAAGGAUGACUCUAUGCAACAUGGUCAUUGAAGCAGGGGGGAAGAAUGGCGUCGUCCCAGCUGAUAGUACUACGUAUAAGUACCUCGAGGAUAAAACAUCUAUGCCCUAUGAACCAGUUUAUAGUGAUGAGCAAGCAAGGUUUCUCUCGGAGUACAGAUUUGAUAUCUCAAAACUGGAGCCAUUGGUGGCAAAACCUCAUUCUCCUGAUAAUCGUGCUUUAGCGAGGGAAUGCAAAGAUGUGAAAAUCGACAGGGUAUAUAUUGGAUCUUGUACAGGUGGGAAAACCGAGGAUUUUCUAGCUGCAGCCAAAGUGUUUUUAGCUUCAGGCAAAAAGGUCAAAGUUCCCACAUUCCUUGUCCCUGCUACCCAAAAGGUGUGGAUGGACGUAUAUAGCCUCCCAGUUCCAGGAUCUGGUGGCAAGACUUGCUCCCAGAUCUUUGAAGAAGCUGGUUGCGAUACACCUGCAAGUCCCAGUUGUUCUGCUUGUAUGGGUGGCCCUAGAGACACUUAUGCACGACUGAAUGAACCACAGGUCUGUGUCUCAACAACUAAUAGGAACUUCCCUGGUCGAAUGGGGCACAAAGAAGGCCAGAUUUAUUUAGCUUCACCGUACACAGCAGCAGCAUCUGCUCUGACUGGUUUUGUGACGGAUCCCAGAGAGUUUCUGCAGUAAGCUAUUAAUCACGGCAGCACAGCAGCAUUACGAGAUCUCCGUACUGCUUGAACUUUAAUGGAGGUGCUGUAGAAAAUAUUAGAGAUGUAACAAUAUGCUUUAAUGUUGAAGUGAGAACGCUUACGUAAUAAACUGCUCAAGGCUCUGACUAAACUGCUCAAGGAUCCCAGAGAGUUUCUGCAGUAGGCUAUUAAUCACGACAGCACAACGGCAACGGCGUUAUGAUAUCUGCGUAGUGCUUGAACUUUAAUCGAGGUGCUGUAGAAAAUAUUAGAGAUGUAACAAUAUGUUGUAAUGUUGAAGUGAGAAUGCUUAUGUAAUUUCUUGAUCUCUCUUCCCAUGUAACAAUUUGUUGUAAUGUUAAAGUGAGAACGCUUAUGUAAUAAACUGCUCAAGGUGCUGUAGAAAAUAUUAGCAUGCUACAUGUAAUUUUACCGUCUCGGUUGAAUGGCGCUGACUUCUUAGUUU
Messenger RNA from Cornus florida, 2206 nucleotides. RefSeq names its product 3-isopropylmalate dehydratase large subunit, chloroplastic-like. Gene Ontology annotation, biological process: amino acid biosynthetic process. NCBI's taxonomy places the organism in Eukaryota, Viridiplantae, Streptophyta, Magnoliopsida, Cornales, Cornaceae. The transcript is spliced from 15 exons. Gene Ontology annotation, molecular function: 4 iron, 4 sulfur cluster binding; 3-isopropylmalate dehydratase activity. The coding region runs from base 203 to 1738 and encodes 511 amino acids. The record is from RefSeq and is a predicted model, not a curated record.